AUGGCGGAUUACACAGACUCGUCCUCCUCCAGCGGCGCUAGCGAGCUCAGUGACAAUGAUACUUCCCCCCGUCUCUCAGCUUUCCAGGCUGACAUCUCUCUGGAGGAAGGAGAAAUCAUCGUCGAGGCUGCCGAGAAGGAGAUCGAAGCCAAUGAGCUUCUCCCUGAAUUUGGAAAGAAAGAGGAUUCCCCGUCGAAGGUCGUCGUCAUGGCGCCGAGAGCGUACCAGCUCGAGAUGUUCGCCGAGAGUAUGCGGCGAAACAUUAUUGUAGUGAUGGACACCGGAAGCGGAAAGACUCAAGUUGCAAUCCUGAGAAUGAAGAAGGCACUCGAAGAUAUGCCAGAACACAAGGUUAAGCUGUUAACAGGAGAGGAAAAUAUCAAGACAUGGUCAACUGAGGCUAUUUGGAAUGGUUUUCUUAUGAAUGUGAAGAUCGUCGUCGCCACUUACCAGGUUCUUCUUGAGGCCUUAACCCACGCAUUUGUCAGGAUGGAGUCUGUGGCUCUCAUUGUCUUUGACGAAGCCCAUAAUUGCGUCAAAGAUCAUCCCGGAGCGAAAGUCAUGGACAGAUAUCACCUCUACAAGAAAUAUAAGCUGCCGGUCCCACACAUUCUAGGACUCACUGCGAGCCCGAGCAUGACCUCGAAGCCAAAAGACCUCUUGACCCUAGAGAGUACGCUGGAUGCUAUAUGCAAGGGCCCAACUCUCCACCGAGAUGAACUUCUCGCCCGGGUUAAGCGGCCUCAGCUCAAGCCUGUUCUGUACACGCCGUGCAGCCUAUUAAAUGUUGACAACAACAUCCCUCCACUCCUAAGACGUCUCGAGGAAGUGUACCAGGGGAUGGAUAUCAACGACGACCCCUACGUCGUGCGUCUCAAAACCGAAAAAGGCCCGAGGAGUAAACAAAAUCUAGAGAAGGCGCGCUCCAAAGGGGAUACUUUUGUCCAGAACCAACUCCGUCUUCUCAUAAGAACCACGAAGAUGCUACUGAAGGAGAUAGGUCCAUGGGCGGUUGAAUAUUUCGUUACUGAAACGAUCAGGCGCUUUCUCUCCAUCUUGGAUGGCAAGAUUAUUUUUGAGGAUUGGGUAAUCCGGGAGAGAGACUACUUGGCAGAGAAGUUAAGGAGUGUCGUUGCUGACUACCAGUCGACGAGGGAGGAGCAGCUGCUUUCACCGGCCGGCCUCACCGAAAAGACUCUGGCACUUCUGCAAGAACUCAAUUCUAGGAAAGGCGAUACCGUCGGCAUUCUCUUCGCAGAGGAACGUAUCAAAACUCCCCUCCUCGCACACCUCAUCUCCAUCCACCCUUUGACAAGGAACAAGUAUAAAGCUGGAACCAUGGUAGGCGUGUCUUCCUUUGCGGGGCGGAAGCGGGAUGUUCUUGAUUUGUGGCAUCAGGGGAAGAAGCCAGCCGCCGACUUGGAACGAUUUCGCACGGGCAAGAUUGACCUCUUGGUUGCGACGAGCGUCCUGGAGGAGGGUAUUGAUGUUCCAGCUUGCAACAUGGUCCUCUGCUUUGACAGUCCAAGGAAUCUCAAAUCUUUUGUCCAAAGACGUGGUCGAGCCCGGAAGAAAGAUUCGGAUUUGAUUCUUCUUGUCGACUCGACGUCCAACCUUCCCCGGGAUUGGGAGUCACUUGAAACCGAAUUGAGGAAACAAUACGAGGCCGAGGACCGGGAACACGCUAGGUGGGCUGAGCUGGAGGAGUCCGAACCAUACGGCGCCGACGAGUUUCUUAUCACCAGUGACAAGCGUGCGUUUAUUAAUCUUGACAACGCUAAGCAACACCUGGACCACUUCUGUCGCGUCCUCUCACCUGGAGAGUUUAUUGACUCACGCCCAGAUUACAUCUUCCACGAGGUCUCCGAGGGGGGUAUAUCUCGGUUCUCGGCAGAGGUUGUGUUGCCGACUUAUGUCCCUAUCCAUGUACGAACAGCCGAGAGCGCGAGAGAGUGGCUAUCUCAGAAAAAUGCGACGAAGGACGCUGCCUUCCAAGCGUACAGCGGACUGUUCAAGGCAGGUCUGCUCAAUGAUAACCUUCUACCUCUCCGCGAAGGCCAGGAAGAAAAGAUCGAGGCUAGAGAGGCGAAGAUUGAGGUCAGUGACUUGAUAUCUCCUUGGGGUCAGGUUGCAAGGGCAUGGGACGAUGGAACACUUUCGACCCACCUCGUUGCUCUACGGGAUGACCAAGGAAAGAUCUUGGCGGAGUAUGACAUGACGGUUCCUGAAGAGGUUCUUCCGCCACCAUGCAUAAAACUAUAUUUCGAGCACAGCAAUGGCCCAUGGGCAGUAGAGAUCGGCCGGCCCAUGCCACGGGAGAAGGGGGCUCUUGAUGGAGUUCAGCCGCCCGACCAUACGGUAGCUCUACUGAGCGUACCGUUUCGGCAUCGAUUUAAAUGGAAUCCAGAGUACAAGCAGCACAUUAUUGGCUUCCAUGCCAAGGGUGACCACCUUUCUCUAACCCAGAUCGCGAGCCGAGAAUUCGACAGCACGAAUUCGGAUAUCAGACAGGGUCACUACCUCAUCAGGGAUCCAUUCGACCACCCUUUUCUAUUUGGCGACCUCUUGCCAGGCAAGCCGCCUAUCGAGUCAGUCCGUCGUCCGUUUAGAGAUUUCGAGGAAGCACCGACGGAUGUUUCGUAUUUAAGCCUGAAGAAGUGGCCGCGUCGAUUGGACCUCCUUCAUCCCCUGCAUCCAUCGUCUAGACAGGAGAGUUUGAAGCCAUACGAACGGGUCCUCCCUAUGACUUGGGCCAAGGUCGACGAGGUCGAUGUCCGCCAUGCGAAGUUUGGUCAGACAAUACCUUGCAUUAUGCACGAACUAGAGGUGCAGCUUCUUGCCACCGUGCUGUCGAACACAGUGUUGAAGAAAAUAGAUUUCUCAAAAACCGAUCUGAUUCGCGCCGCCAUCAGCACGCCGUCGGCAAACGAGCCUUACAAUUACGAGAGGCUAGAGUUCUUCGGUGAUUCGAUCCUCAAGUGGUGCGCGACGUUCAAUGUCGCGGCGCUCAAGCCUGACCACCCCGAAAGCUACCUGAGCCUCCACAGGGAUGUUCGUGUAUCGAACUCCCGCCUCUAUAGAGCUUGCCUCAGCCUUGAACUUGACAAAUUUAUACUGAACAAGUCUUUUACUGGAAAGAAAUGGCGCCCAAUCUGGGUGGAAGAGCUGCUGACGAAGGGCGAGGAUCCGAACACCAGCAAGAGAAUAAUGGCAACGAAGACAUUAGCGGACGUAAUUGAGGCCCUACUAGCCGCUGCCUAUGUUGACGGCGGCAUGCCGAAGGCACUUGUCUGUCUACGCACGCUUCUUCAUGACCUUCCAUGGCUUGAUGUUGAGGAGUGCCACAGUAUCCUGCACGACCAUGCGAAGGCGGAUGUGCCUCUUCCAGCAACAUUGCAACCUGUGGAACAGUUGAUCGGCUACUCGUUCAAGAAGAAGUCGCUACUAAUCGAGGCGUUGACCCACGCCUCGUACAUAGGUCCAACCGCAACAUCUCUGGAGCGGUUGGAGUUUAUAGGCGACUCCGUUCUGGAUCAUAUUGUCGUCUCGAGGCUAUUCAACGUCGACCCGCCUCUGCCGCACUGGAAGAUGCACCGGCUGAAGACGGCCAUGGUGAAUGGCGAUUUCCAAGCCUUCCUCGUCAUGGAGCGUUGCAUCUGGCAAGAGACGGCCAAUGUCACCGAGAAUGAGGAGCCGGAGAAAGCUUCACCCAGACCGUCGCGGUGGAGUUUGGAAAGGAGUGAAUUUAAACAGCCAUUGUGGGCGUUCAUGAGGCACUCGUCUUCCGGUGUAGCCAUUGAGCAGGAGGUAGCAAUGAGGAAGCACGCAGCUCUACGUGAGCAGAUUAUCCAGGAGCUUAACUCGGGACGGAACUACCCUUGGGGCCUUCUCUCACGCUUACAGGCGCGCAAGUUCUACUCGGACCUUUUCGAGAGCUUACUCGGUGCGGUAUGGGUUGAUUCGGGCUCGAUGGAGGCGUGCGAGGCAUUCUUGACCAAGUUUGGCCUCUUGGGCUAUCUGGAUCAUAUCCUCGAGGCUGAUGUUCAUGUCACGCAUCCUAAAGAGGAGAUUGGUUCGCUGGCUGGCAACAAUACUGUGGACUAUGAUAUUGAGAUGAAGGAGAGCCAGGAUGGGACGAAGCGGUUCUCGUGCAAGGUGGUUGUUGGGGGUCUUGUGAUAGCUGAGGUGGAUGAUGGAGUCGAUCGUGAGGAAGUUAGGAAGAGGGCCGCUGAGAAAGCUGUACGGCUGAUGAAGGAGGAACGAGACGAACAAGAUGAGAAAGAUAUGGAACGAAAUGGAAUGGCAAUGGCAAUGGAUAUAGACCAAGUACAGGCGGCGCCAGGUGUAAGGUCUAUAUGA
Molecule: messenger RNA, 4359 nt
Organism: Scedosporium apiospermum
Lineage: Eukaryota; Fungi; Ascomycota; Sordariomycetes; Microascales; Microascaceae
Product: Dicer-like protein 2
Exons: 6
Coding region: 1-4359 (1452 amino acids)
Biological process (GO): siRNA processing
Cellular component (GO): nucleus; cytoplasm; RISC complex
Molecular function (GO): DNA binding; RNA binding; ribonuclease III activity
Source: RefSeq, a predicted model, not a curated record